AUGGAGCUGGCGGUGGCGCUGGGAGCGAUACUGCUGCUGGCAGGCGGCGGUGCGGGAGCGUGCGGGCCGCAGCUGCCGGAGGGCUGCGUGUGCGCCGAUGCUUCCACCAGGCUGCGGUGUCGUGCCGCCGGUCUCACCAGCUUGCCGCCGCUGCACGACCGCCUGAUCGAGCUGGACGUGUCCGGCAACAACAUCACCGCGCUGCCGCCCGGCGCGCUGCAGCCCGCCGCCUCACUGCGAGACCUGAACCUGUCUGCCAACCGGCUGGAGGCUGCGGCGGGCGCGCUGAGCGGCGCGGCGCUACUGCGGCUGUGGCUGGACGCAUGCGCGCUUCGCCGCCUGCCAGAUGCCUCCUGGCCGCACCUGCAGCUGUUGUGA
Parnassius apollo (apollo) is the source of this 378-nucleotide messenger RNA. Lineage: Eukaryota; Metazoa; Arthropoda; Insecta; Lepidoptera; Papilionidae. The record is from the annotation of a GenBank genome assembly.